CUUUCUCACUCCCUCUCCCCCUUUGCCACCUUUUUCCACUCCCCUUUUCUCUAUUCACUUCCCCUUUUGUUGACAAAGCUUGUACCUUUCAUCACUGCAAACCAAGACUUCUUUGGUUUGCAUUAGCUCCUGCUACAUUCUUAGAUUUGCUGAGUCCCUUUUGGAAGCUCGAGUGUGAGUUUAGUAGUGAUGGCUGCUCCAAAACCAGAGGAAAUAAGCCAUCCACCAAUGGACCAGCUCCAAGGCUUGGAGUAUUGCAUCGAUUCUAAUCCUUCUUGGGGGGAAUCAGCAGCAAUUGGCUUUCAGCAUUACAUUUUGGCUUUAGGAACGGCUGUGAUGAUUCCAACCUUUCUUGUACCUUUGAUGGGAGGCACCGAUGAUGAUAAAGUGAGGGUGGUUCAGACAUUGCUGUUUGUUGGAGGGAUAAACACAUUGCUUCAGACAUUGUUUGGAACUAGAUUACCUACUGUUAUAGGAGGCUCAUGGGCAUUCAUGGUCCCUAUAAUUUCCAUCAUCCAUGAUCCAUCUCUGCAAAGUAUCACAGACCCUGAAGUGAGAUUUAAAAAUACAAUGAGAACAAUACAAGGUGCUUUGAUAGUAGCUUCGAGUGUGCAGAUUAUUUUGGGAUAUAGUCAGCUGUGGGCUAUAUGCUCCAGGUUUUUCAGUCCACUUGGGAUGGCUCCAGUCAUUUCUCUAGUGGGAUUUGGCCUUCUUGAUAGAGGCUUUCCAGUGGUUGGAAGAUGUGUAGAAAUCGGCAUUCCGAUGCUAGUCUUAUUCAUUGCCUUUUCUCAGUACUUGAAGCACUUCCAAACUAGAGGUAUCCCAGUAUUGGAGCGAUUCGCUCUUCUGCUGUCGGUGACUGUUAUAUGGGCUUACGCGCACCUCCUAACAGCAAGCGGAGCUUACAAGCAUCAUCCCGAGCAAACUCAGAUGAAUUGCCGCACAGAUAGAGCAAACCUCAUCUCCUCAGCACCAUGGAUCAAAAUCCCAUAUCCACUUCAGUGGGGUGCACCUAUAUUCAAUGCUGGUCAUGCUUUUGGAAUGAUGGCUGCUGUGCUAGUCUCCAUGAUUGAGUCAACCGGAGCAUAUAAGGCAGCAUCUCGUUUGGCAAGUGCCACGCCGCCUCCUGCCCAUGUUCUUAGCCGAGGAAUUGGCUGGCAGGGCAUUGGGAUCUUGUUGGAUGGAAUGUUUGGGACAGUUACUGGAUCCACAGUUUCAGUUGAAAAUAUUGGUCUUCUCGGAAGCACUAGAGUUGGCAGUCGUCGUGUAAUCCAAAUGUCGGCUGGUUUCAUGAUCUUCUUCGCUAUUCUUGGCAAGUUUGGAGCAUUAUUUGCAUCAAUACCUUUCACUAUAUUUGCAGCUAUAUAUUGCGUUAUGUUCGGCCUUGUUGCGUCUGUGGGGCUGUCGUUCUUGCAGUUCACGGACAUGAACUCGAUGAGGAACCUCUUCAUAGUCGGGGUGUCUCUCUUCCUCGGACUGUCCAUUCCCGAGUACUUCAGAGAAUACACAAGUGCUGCUCUUCAUGGCCCUGCUCAUACAAAGGCUGGAUGGUUCAAUGAUCUCCUCAACACCAUUUUCCUGUCAUCCCCAACCGUGGCCCUGCUCGUGUCUGUGUUCCUCGACAACACACUCGACUACAAGGACAGUGCCAAGGAGCGCGGGAUGCCUUGGUGGGCCAAGUUCAGAACCUUCAAAGGAGACACGCGCAACGAGGAGUUCUACACCCUUCCUUUCAAUCUCAACAGAUUCUUCCCUCCAUCAUGAUCAAUGUCUGGACAGAUCACCUUCUGUCAAUUAUUUUUUCAUUUGUUUUAAUCAUCCCUUUUUUGCUCGGGUUAUAUCAGUUUAAUCCAAUAAUGAUAAAUUUCAUCAUCA
This is a messenger RNA of Salvia hispanica, 1875 nucleotides long. RefSeq names its product nucleobase-ascorbate transporter 2. Gene Ontology annotation, biological process: transmembrane transport. NCBI's taxonomy places the organism in Eukaryota, Viridiplantae, Streptophyta, Magnoliopsida, Lamiales, Lamiaceae. Gene Ontology annotation, molecular function: transmembrane transporter activity. The record is from RefSeq and is a predicted model, not a curated record. Gene Ontology annotation, cellular component: membrane.